Molecule: messenger RNA, 354 nt
Organism: Rotaria sp. Silwood2
Lineage: Eukaryota; Metazoa; Rotifera; Eurotatoria; Philodinida; Philodinidae
Source: the annotation of a GenBank genome assembly
AUGCAAAAGAUUCUUGACUACUUUGAUGAACGAAAUCAACAAAUGGGAUAUGGUAAGUGGAUUUUUCAUGGUGUUCAACGCCGCUACCAGCGCAUCAAGAAUAGCGGCUAUGUCACAAAGUUUCGAAAAUAUUUAGAAGAGAAUGGUGGUACCAAAAAACGAAAACUUGAUCAAGUGAACGACUAUUCUUAUGACCGUUUUGUACAUGCACGCGGACAAUGUCUACCGGUUCAUGACAAUGAUGUUCGAUGUUGGGCGAUAAAAAAUGCAGCUGAUAUUUCACUUCAAAGUUUCGUUGCUGGUUAUCAUUGGCUGUUGAAUUCUAAGCAUCGACACUGUUUAAUGCUCACGUAA